AUGCUGUUCACACAAGCUAUUCUUGCGGUUCUUGCAACCAGCGUCUUGGGACAUGGCGUCGUACAAGACCCUGAGCCCAGAGUGUCAGGCCCGAAGCAGCAGGAACUCUGUGGAACCGCAGUGACAGACCAACUUGAGAGCGACACUGCCGGCCCUAUUGAAAAUGCGAUCAAGGUUGCCGACGCCGAUUACAAGUGCAACCUCUUCCUCUGCCGCGGUUACCAGUACGAGGACAACGAGGACAACGUCCGCGCUGUUACAGCCGGCGAGGUCAUCCCCUUCCACAUCGACCUGAUCGCCGGUCACAGACCAGGACACGCCAACAUUUCGGUGAUUGACCUCGCGAACAACACCGUCAUCGGCGAGCCCCUGAUCACCUGGGAUGACUGGCCGACGACCAACCCCGACCCUCUGGCCGACACCGACUUCAAUGUCACAAUCCCCGACACCUUGGCCUCGGCCUGCGAUGUUGGCGGCAAGUGUGCCAUCCAGUGGUUCUGGUACGCCGAAACCAACAAACAGACGUACGAGAGCUGUAUCGACUUUUACGUUGAGGCAUGA
Messenger RNA from Colletotrichum higginsianum IMI 349063, 561 nucleotides. Its product is annotated as Chitin binding protein. The coding region runs from base 1 to 561 and encodes 186 amino acids. The transcript has 5 exons. The record is from RefSeq and is a predicted model, not a curated record. NCBI's taxonomy places the organism in Eukaryota, Fungi, Ascomycota, Sordariomycetes, Glomerellales, Glomerellaceae.